This is a messenger RNA of Fonsecaea erecta, 2244 nucleotides long. RefSeq lists its product as hypothetical. Gene Ontology annotation, cellular component: mitochondrion. The coding region runs from base 1 to 2244 and encodes 747 amino acids. NCBI's taxonomy places the organism in Eukaryota, Fungi, Ascomycota, Eurotiomycetes, Chaetothyriales, Herpotrichiellaceae. The transcript has a single exon. The record is from RefSeq and is a predicted model, not a curated record. Gene Ontology annotation, molecular function: ATP binding; ATP hydrolysis activity.
AUGCGAAGGUCACAUAUCUGCCUCUUCCGGCAUACCUUGAAACGAGCCCGGCUCAAUCUCAUUCAGAUUCGCAAUGGGACGUUCUACAAAGAACAUCCGUCGACGGAUCGCCAUCAUGACUCUUCUUCAAAUCCCCCUCUGUUCCCAGAUCUGACGUUCGAGCUGCCUGCAACAUUGCCUGACAAAAGUCACCCCGUCGAGAGGAAAGAUGAACAUUGGGCGGUCAUCAGUGCUUCGGAUGGCGCGACGUUUCUCGAGAUUCUACGGGGUUCGCACAUCUGCUUGCCGCCCAAUGCGAGGUCCUUCCCUUACCUGGCCUCCCACUAUAUCGAUGACCAAAAGGAUCACCGUCUCCGUAUACCUUCUCGCGCGAUCCAGUAUGUGGGCUUCAACAGCACAAAAGGACAGCCGGCCGGUGGAUCGGGAGGAGUAAGAGGCGCAUACCUCAGUGCUCGCUACGAGAGUCGACGCGAGGAAACAGACUGGACGGUCAUGCAAUAUCUCAAGGGCGACACGGAACUCAAUCCUGGAGAAAGAACUCCAGAUGGUGGCGUCGACAGGCACCUCCUUGACAAGGUUCUCUCUGAUUUGAGGUUGCACAAGUUGACAAACAUGCCGGUGAGCAACCUCAGCAAUGGACAAACAAGGCGAGCCCGGAUCGCCAAGGCAUUACUCGGCAGACCACUUCUUCUCUUGCUCGAUGAGCCCUUCAUGGGCCUUGAUCCUCCGACACUGGUGUCUUUGUCGCCGAUGUUGAAGAGGCUGGCAUACCAGUCGAGCCCACUGCUCAUGCUCGGACUACGUCCUCAAGACCCCAUCCCAGAUUGGAUAACCCAUUUGGUGGUGCUUGGUCAUAACCAUACCGUGGCAUUGAUGGGCGAAAAGUCAAAAGUCUUGUCCGAUAUGCGGAAGUGGGUGAAUGCGAUGUUUGCCUCGAAUACCUCCAUUGCGAACCAAAAAGUGGUCGACCAAAUCACAAGGGAAUAUGGCCUUCCACUCGCUGGCGUCUCCGGUGAUGUCUUGAGCGAGACAGGGAUAUCAAGACACCCAGAGAUGCUCGAGGAGUCCAGCGCUGCGCCGGAACCUCGAGAGGAAGACGGCCGUCUUCUCAGUAAGCUACUGAGACGUGCUGUCACUGCUGGUCCCACGCCACUUUCUACAUCCAUCUCAGAACCCACCGUAGUGUCCAACGAGCAUGGUGAGUCCUCGUCGUCCUUACUCGGCGACAGGGACAGACAGCUCGGUGACCCUCUCAUCGAACUCGCGUCCAUCGUCGUUCAGUACGGCUCGAAAACCGUCCUUGGCCAUCCUCCCCCGCAAGCCGGGCACAGCACUCCGGGUCUGAACAUGACGAUCUACCAAGGAACCCGUCUCGCACUCCUUGGCCCUAACGGUUCUGGCAAGACCACUCUUCUCUCGCUCCUGACUUCAGACCACCCGCAGUCCUACUCCCUGCCGAUCAGGUUCUUCGGUCGCUCGCGACUCCCGGAUCCCGAGCGGGGAAUUCCAGGCCUGAGUCUCUGGGAAAUCCAGAGCCGGAUAGGGCAUUCAUCCCCAGAGAUCCAUCAGUUCUUCCCCAAGCACCUGACAAUCCGGAGAGCGCUCGAAAGUGCAUGGGCCGAGACCUACGCGGGCAAACCGAUCCUCAGCGCGGAACGCAACGACAUGGUGGACCGAUUUCUCAGGUGGUGGGAGCCGGAGCUCCGACAAGACACGAUCGAUGCCCCUGGAUAUAAUGGUACUACUUCCGAGUCGGAUCUCAGCUGGGCGGCCGACAGAGAGAGCCACGCGUUCGGGACACUCCCAUUUUCCGCACAGCGACUUCUCCUGCUCCUCCGCGCCCUCAUCAAGCAGCCCGACAUUAUCAUCCUGGACGAAGCCUUCUCCGGCCUGUCCGCCGACACGCGGGACAAGGCCAUGUCGUGGCUCGAAUUCGGGGAGAAUAAGGCACCCCCAUCAUCAUUAUCACCAACACCACAGAGCGCAACCACCACCACUUCGCGAGGAGCACCAAGCUCCGACACACAGGGAACGAAUGUCCGAUUCCCGGGCCUCACGCCCGCCCAGGCCCUGGUCGUGGUCAGCCACGUCAAAGAAGAAAUCCCCGACUGCGUGGACGAGUGGCUCCGGCUCCCGGGCGAAGAGGAGGUCGUCGAGAACAGCAGGGGCGUCGAAGGCGGUCGCACGCGUGAGAGAGGCUGGGUCAAAUCCCAGGAUGGCUGGAUGAGGGUCUGGGGCCUGUAA